Messenger RNA from Klebsormidium nitens, 1246 nucleotides. The record is from the annotation of a GenBank genome assembly. Lineage: Eukaryota; Viridiplantae; Streptophyta; Klebsormidiophyceae; Klebsormidiales; Klebsormidiaceae.
CUCGUUCAAUUUCAAAUCAGUCGGGGAGCAAGGGGGAAGCGUCUGAAGCGUGCCUCGCAUUCUGAGUGCACAAACCAGUCUUUGCCUGACGUUUAAGCGUCAAGGUCGUCUUUAAAGGAACAAUGGCGAGCGCUGCGGCAGGCCAGUCACCGGCGGAGAAGAAGGGGGCCAAGGCCGAUGCAAACAACAAUGAGAUGAUUGCAAAGGCUGCAGGCGUCGUCAUUGCUGCAGGCAUAGGCCUGACGCUUUUGAAAGCAGGCCGCAAGAAGAAGGUGAACAAUGAGGUCGUCAUUGACACACCCGACAUUGAUGACAGCAAGUCACAAGCAGCAGAUCUGGCGUCGGAGGCUGAACACAAGACCAAAGGCUUCUUCGGCAGGGUGGAGAAGAAGGUGAACCAUGCUGGCUCCCGGGCGGAAGAUGGCGCCAAGCAGGGGCAGAGAGAUGCAAAAGCCAAUGCUGACAAGGCCUCCCACGAGUUGAAGAAGGUGGGGCAUGAGGUCAAGGAGUCAGCUGACAAUGCUGCGAAGAAGACCGGUGGAUUCUUCAGCAGGAAGUCCCAUGAGGCAGCGGAUCAAGUCAAGAGUGCUACUCCUACUCUGAAGACGCACACCAUCAGGCAAGGCGACACCCUCUGGGGGCUCAGCAGGGCGUAUGGGGUUGCUGUGGAGGACAUCAAGAAGGACAAUUUCCUCGCGUCAAGCAACCUGGUUCCAGGUCAGACUCUGUCUAUCCGAGUGAGGAAAUAGAGAGCUGCCAACUUUACUUUUUAGUUGCUCCCUCUGGAAAUCUUAGAAAACCACGUAGCUUUGUCUGGUAGUACAUGGAAGAAUAUUCUUGCAACUGCAGAGGCAAUGAGGGAGGCUACCAAUUAGCAAAGAGCAGGCAAUUCAGAGCACUUAGCAUGUGAACCUCUUAAGAAGUGAGCUACUGACUAAAAAGAUCGUGCCUCAUUGUGUGAGGCGUGACUAGUAUUGGCAAUCUUACGCGCGUUUCGAGAGUGAUUGGAUGCAGAGUCAGUUUUGCAAGGGCCAACUAAAUAGGUGCCGGAGCAGAAUUUGCAAGCAACAUUGGCAACGGCACUAAAGUGAGGUUCCAAGCAACAUCGUGGGGCCUUGCGCUGGCAGUUUUUUGCCACCUUGAAGGCGUCCACUUGCAAGUGGGUGUCACACGUUGAGUCAUGGUACUAGACUCGAUCACGAAAAUUUGUCAUACUGCAAAUUUUAGUCUGAUUCAUGCAUAGGGG